ACACUUCACGAGUAAUUGUUUGUCGUUCGUCAAGUGAAGUUGUGUUUUCGGGCUGCGCUUCACUCUUAUCUCUCAGUAAAAUAUAAGUGAAAAAAAUAAAGGAAAAGCAGCCAUUUUGGGUUUUCUGAAAAAGUGAAUUUUUCAAGCAAGUUUUUUGCAUUAAACAAUAACUUCAAGUGAAUACUUUAAAAAGCAAAACGGUUUUCCGGUCAUUUUAAUCAAGCUUUGUGUUUGUAGUAAAUUUAUUGAAAUCCAUAUCUACAUCAACCAAAAACACCCCCUCAUCCUCCCACAAACAAUCCAAAUUGUCCAUAAAACUAAAUUAAAUUAAGUAAAUCCUUGCAUUUUUAAAUUAAUUUGAACAACUAUUAUGUGUCCCAGCGCUAAAACAGCCACCAAUAACCAAAACAAAAACACAAUGGCAUUCCGCAAUCAAAAUCGUAACAAUCGCAACUUUGGCGGUGGUAACAACUACGGCCCCAUGGGUGGCAAUCGCGGUAUGGGCGGUGGCAACAACAUGAUGUCUCCUUGGGAGAACCAAAAUUCUGGCGGCGGCUUUGGUGGCGGUAAUAUGCGCCAAGGCGGUGGUGGCGGCGGCGGUGGCCAAAUGAAUGCCCAAGCCAUCAAUUUGGCCAAUAAUUUGCUGAACAAUUUGUUCCGCAAUCAAAAUCCACCUUCCUUGUUGGAUAUGCCCCGUGGCGGAAACAUGAAUCGCGGUGCUCAACGUUCUGGACCGAUGGCCAAUCGUGGUGGUGUUGGCGGCAAUCGUUUAAACAAUCGUCGUGGUCAAGGAAGUUUCCAAAACCGUGCUGGUGCUGGUGCUAAAUCAGCUGCAAAGCCCGGCGCUGGCGGUAUUCGUAAGCAGAAUGCUUUCGAUCGUGCAAAGAAACUUUUGGCUAAAAAUGCCAACAAUAAAAAGAAGGAUUCCGCUUCUGGCGAUAAGAAAACUGAGAGCAAAGAGUCUCCCUACGCCAAUGUACCCAACGACAUGUUCUACUGUCAUCUGUGCAAGAAACACAUGUGGGAUGCCAACUCAUUUGAAAAUCACAUCAAGGGACGCACUCACUUGAUGAUGCGCGAAGGUAUUGAAGAAAGCUAUCGCCUGAAGGCCAACAUGAUUCGUCAGGAGGCCAAGAUUGCUGAACAAUUGAAAUCCAUUGAAUUGGAUCGCUUGAAGCGUAUGGGCAAGAGCAAGCAACGCCAAUUGGAUUACUGUACCAUGUGCGACUUGAACUUCCAUGGCCAUAUCUCGGCCCAUCGCAAGUCAGAGGGUCAUUUGCAGUUGAAGAAGUUCUUGCAUCCCAAGUGUUCGGAGUGUAACAAGGAAUUCGCCACUCGCAUCGAUUACGAUUCUCACUUGCUGUCCGCUGAUCACUUGAUCAAGGCUGCCGAAAAGAACACCAAGGUUGGUGAACGUAAACGUCAAACCUUGCCCAUCCUCACCGAGGAGGAGGAGUUGAAGGAUGUCCGCCCACCCACCAAGAAGAAGAAGAAGGCCGCCGCCAAGAAGACUGAAACUGCCGAAGGCGGUGAAGCCAAGAAGGAGGGCGAAGAAGAGGCCGAAGGUGAAGAAGCCGAGGGCGAGGAUGCCGAAAAGAAGGAAGGUGAAGAGGGUGCCGAUGAGACCAAGGAGGGUGAGGAACUCAACGAGACCCAAGAAGGCGAAGAAGAAGUUACUUUGCCCGUUGAUCCCGAGGAUUGUAUCUUGGAUUUCAAUGAGGGUGAUGAAAUUCCCACUGAAGUCGACAACCGUCUGCCCAAAUACAACUGGACACGCCCAGUGGGUACCGCUCUCAUCACCAAACUCGAAUGCUACGAGUGUUCGUUGUGCGGUAAAUUCUUCGACACCGAGAAGACCGUUGAGGUGCACUCCCGCACCGUCACCCAUCACCGCAACUUCUUGAAGUUCAUCAACGAGAAGGCCAGCGAUACCAAGAUUGCCCAGAAGCGUGCUGCUGCCGCCAUUGAAGAAAGCGAACGCAAGAAGCGCAAGAUCGAGGAGGCUGAGGCCGCUGCCAAUGGUGAGACCACCGAAAAGACCGAAGAGGAAGGUGGUGAGGCCGCCGAAGGUGCCGAGGGAGAAUUGUACGAUCCCUCUGAGGCCACUGGCGACGAUGAAGAUGUUGAGAUGAACGAAAAUGGUGAAGGUGAAGAGGGAGGUGAGGGCGAGGAAAAUGGCGAAGAAAUGGAAGCCCAGGAGGAAGAAGCUCAGGAAGAUGGUGGCGAACAGGAAGCCGAAGCUGAACCUGAGCCAGAACCCGCACCAGAGCCAGUCAAAGAAGCCGCCAAGACACCCGCCAAAACUCCCGCCAAGACAUCUGCACCCUCGACACCAGCCGCCGCUUCUGAAGCCUCACCCGCCAAGAAAGCCACACCCGCAGCACGUGGUGCAGCCGCAGCUGGCGCCAAGGGUACGCCGCGUAAUCGUGGACGUGGUCGCUACAACCGUUAUUAAGGAGUCGUCGGUGUGGUGACCCCCCACCCCCAACACACACAUAUUAUAUAUAAAUUAACAUAACCAUAGAAUAAAAUAAAACAAAAACUUUCCCUUGGACCAGCAGAAAAAUAAUAGGUCCUUGUGAAAGUGUAUUUGACGCGAAUAUUUAUAUUCAGCAAACUAUGAUUUUCAUAAAAUUUUGUCAUUACCAUUGAACGUUUUGCAAAAUAAUUUAUCUACAAUAUUGUAAUUCCUACCCCCCAAACCACUAACAAACAUAAGACCCCCUGGACUGCGACGCUAUAAAAAUAGAACCUGAAAACUAACUCUUAACCUCACUUCCAAAAUGAAAGAAUGAAAGAUGAAUGUAAAAAAAUGAACAAGAGUGUCGUUGUCAAACAUCAGAACAGUAGCGCAGACGUAUUAUUCCUUAAGUUGUAGUAAUUCUAAAUCUGUAACCACGGAAGCCAUUGUAGGGUUCCCCCCAUUUUUAAUGAGAUGGAAAUUUGCUCCCCCCAAUUUUUUUACCUAUACAUAUGCAAAUUAUACUACUAACACUCAAGAAGAAAGAAAGAAAAAACCCAAACAAAAGAAAAUGAGAGAAAAACAAACCCCCUAUUAUUAGAUAAUGAAUAGAAGAUCCAAAAUGAUAAUAAUAAUAAAACACAACAACAAACAUUACAAGAAAAUGUAUUAUUAUUAAUUAUUUCACAUUAUCUGUAACAACUUUUGAUGAAUGAUGACUACUUUGUGGGUGGGAAUUUCAAUGAUGUCCCAUUUUUUUUUAAAUUAAAGAUAUACGGAGUUGGAAAUAUCAACAACAAAAGUGAAUAGAUAUAUAUAGCUACAAAUAGUGUAGGAGGGUAGUAGUAGCUCAUCAUCCUUUUUUUUUUUUUGGAUUCAUUUCCAUUUAAUGACCAUGAUGAUGAUGGGCAAGCUCUCCCAAGUCAUCUCAACAACAUAUAACAAAUGCGUAUAAACAAAUUAUAAUUUACUUUUAAGACUUUAGUUAAACAUUUAAGUAUUGUACUCUACUCUUUGGUGAGAUGAAGGGACAAAAUAUCCCCUUCCAAAUUUGCAAUCGAUCCAAAGAGAUGAAAUAAAAUACACAAAAAAAAGAACAAGAUCAGAAAAAAUUCCCAUGAUAUAGUUUACUAUAGCAUGUUGCAUUGGAAAAACUGGAAACAAAGACAAAUUAACAAAAAAAGAAAAAUAAAUUGAAAAUUUAAAUAAAAACAAAAAAAAAAAAAAAAA
Messenger RNA from Musca domestica (house fly), 3691 nucleotides. It is a transcript of the gene Pep, whose product is annotated as zinc finger protein on ecdysone puffs. The record is from RefSeq and is a predicted model, not a curated record. The coding region runs from base 371 to 2455 and encodes 694 amino acids. The transcript has 5 exons. Gene Ontology annotation, cellular component: nucleus. NCBI's taxonomy places the organism in Eukaryota, Metazoa, Arthropoda, Insecta, Diptera, Muscidae.